AUGCUCCUGGCCGUGGUUCCCAGCCCGGCUGCUCGGAUCGCAGGUUCUCCACUGGCCACGCCGGCCCGUGGCCCAAUAAGCCGGCCGGAGUGGCAAACUGCUUUAUUCUCAAUUCUGUCGCGCACAGAAGCCAGAAACACGCCAAUCGACGAUUUCCCUCCGCCCCACGGCCGGCCCAGCGGCUUCCGUCCUGGACUACGGUCCUUCUCAACGGCUUCGAUCAAUCCAUCUCCGCCCGUCACCGUUUCCUGCCGGUUCCUGCCUGAGAGCCGACCCAAUCCAUUCGAACCAAUGGAUAUCGUCCUGGAGAUUUUCGAUACCUUCGUGGGGGAUCGCAUAUAUGCUGCGCUCCUCCCGGCCUCCCUCUCUUCUUCGACAACUUUCCUCGCCGGCAAGGAUGACGCCAACAGCACAUUGUCGUUCUUCGGCGACGCGCAGUCCUAUGUUUAUGAGCCCGCCAGCAGUUACCUUUACCUCGAACCGUCUAAAUAUGCCUACAUGAGCGCGUGGCCGAGGGACAACAUCUACCGACAGGCCAUUAGUCUUUAUUUUAUUACUUGGUAUGCCGCUGUCUGCACGGUUUGCGCGGAACCGCCUGCUAAUCUAGAAACCAGGAUUUUUGGUCUCCUUGUUUACUUCGUCUGUGCAACCCUGUCGUACAUUUUCGUCUUCGACAAGACCACAUUUAAGCACCCCAAAUACCUCAAGAAUCAGAUUCGUCUUGAGAUCGCCCAGACCAUGAGAUCGUUGCCCGUCAUGGCCUUGCUGACCGUGCCGUUUUUCCUGGGCGAGGUCCGAGGAUAUGCCAAACUCUAUGACACUGUCGCCGACGAGCCCUUCCCUUACUACAGCAUUUUGCAGUUCCCCAUCUUCAUCGCCUUCACCGACUUCUUCAUUUAUUGGAUUCACAGGGGCUUGCACCAUCCCCUUGUCUACAAGACUCUCCACAAGCCACACCACAAAUGGAUCAUGCCCACUCCCUAUGCCUCUCAUGCCUUCCAUCCGGUCGACGGCUGGGCGCAGAGCGUUCCGUACCACGUCUUCCCCUUUGUGCUUCCUCUCCAGAAGUUCGCCUACGUUUUGCUCUUCGCAUUCAUCAAUUUCUGGACGGUCAUGAUCCAUGAUGGCGAGUACAUCGCCAACAGCCCCGUCAUCAAUGGCGCCGCUUGCCACACUAUGCACCACCUCUACUUCAACUACAACUACGGACAGUUCACUACCCUCUGGGACCGUCUGGGAGGCAGUUAUCGCAAGCCAAACGAGGAGCUUUUCCGUCGCGAGACCAAGAUGGCGCAGGAGCAGUGGGAAAAGCAGACCAAGGAAAUGGAAUCCAUCCUCAAGACGGUCGAAGGCGAUGAUGAUCGCCAGUAUGUCAGCGAUGAGGCGAAGAAGAAGAACCUGUGA
Messenger RNA from Rasamsonia emersonii CBS 393.64, 1404 nucleotides. RefSeq names its product Sterol delta 5,6-desaturase ERG3. Bases 1 to 1404 code for a protein of 467 amino acids. The record is from RefSeq and is a predicted model, not a curated record. The transcript has 3 exons. Gene Ontology annotation, molecular function: oxidoreductase activity; iron ion binding. NCBI's taxonomy places the organism in Eukaryota, Fungi, Ascomycota, Eurotiomycetes, Eurotiales, Trichocomaceae. Gene Ontology annotation, biological process: lipid biosynthetic process.